This is a messenger RNA of Rana temporaria (common frog), 1921 nucleotides long. RefSeq lists its product as uncharacterized. The record is from RefSeq and is a predicted model, not a curated record. The transcript has 4 exons. The coding region runs from base 288 to 1700 and encodes 470 amino acids. Lineage: Eukaryota; Metazoa; Chordata; Amphibia; Anura; Ranidae.
GUUUAGAAGAGAAUAUUCAUCAUGUCAGAGAGAUCCCAAAGGUUGCUGGAUAGGCAAAGGUGUUAGUGAAUCAGAAAAGGGAUUUUCAAAGAUUGAGCUGUAAUAAACAGGAUCAUAAAGGGGGGCAAAGUACAUACCUCACUAGAAAACACCCCCAGCCACCUCUGUAUCAGCUUUAUAAUUCACAUUUCUGAUGGAUACACUAUGAACAUUUAUCAAUGUUAUAAAUCAGAAGGACCUACACCUAACAAGAGCAAACGGACACAAACCACACCAGGACAACCUACAUGCUGGAGAGACACCACUUUCAACACGCAACAUCAGGGAAGAGGAAAGCAGCAAUGAAACACUCAGUUGGCAUAUUCUCCAGAUCUGACAAAGGUGAUUAUGCCUGGCUGGUGACACUUUUCUCAUCGAGUGACUUCAGUGAUUGCAUCCAGGAUGUGAGGUCCACCGUCAUAUCCAAUAGUGGUUUUCAGCAGUUUAUAGAUGAUGCAUCUCAUUGCUCUCUGGGGAUUAUAUAUCACACCAAGAACAGAGGACGAGUCAACAUCACCGAUAUAUCCGGAUCACUCUACGAUGAGGAACUGGACAGCCUGAAUCAGUUACUUGGGAGAGACAACGUGAUUGUGGUGAUUGAUGAUGUGGAGGACAGCAGCCAUGAAGAGAAGAUUCGGAUCCUGAAGCUUCAGCCCACUAUUGAGAAACUGGCCCGUGAUUUGCUUCUCAUUUCAAAAACUGAAAAAAACAACACUAAAACCUUAAUGACAAAACUGAGAAACUUGACAGCUUCUACUUCAGAGGUACAUGGACGCAGCAACCAUGGAGGUCCUGAUCCUCAUGUCGGCAGAAGCAAUCUGGAGGAAAAGCUCACAGACACCAAUCAAACAAAGUGCAAAACUAAAGAUUCAAAACCACUGCGUGGUGACAAGAGUCCUAACACAAAAUCAACACUUGAGAUUUUAAUAUCAUGUAGCAGCAAGAGUCCAGGGGUAUCAUUCAGAAACGAGGGUCCUCAAACAUGGAAUGACUGUGAUGGGUAUGAGUUCAUGAGGGGAUUUCAAGCACCAGUAGGCAUCAGUGAGGAGUCUCAGAUGCCAUGCCAAAGUCAAAAAAUGCCACCCAGUAUUGAGAACUUAGAGACGUUGGACAGCUCUGAGACUGAGAACCUCUAUGAGACUCCUGAUACGUGUAUCAAUGACAAACCUAAGCCACGGUUGAAAAAUCAAAAGUCUACAGUUUGGUACAUUUCUGAAAAUUUGGAGAAACUGCCCAACGAUGAAUUCCAAAAGGAUGAAUUCAGCAGCAAAACUUCUAAGAUAGGGUUCAAUUCUGAGAGUUUGGAGAAACUACCUAGCAAAGGUUACCCAACAACCCAACUCAACAAUGAAACUUCUAACAUACCGUACAGAAUUGAGAGAUCAAAUAAACCACCCAUUGAUGAAUUCUCCAAGGUCCAUUUAUACAAUAAGCCUUCUGAGGUUGGGUACACCUAUAAAAGUUCUGAAACAAAACUCAACCAUGAAAGAUCAAAAGAACUAUGUGAUAAUAGUGACUCACAGUGCAAAGAUGAGAGCUUUGUUGUCACCCCACCAAGAGAGAAGUGUCCAAAGCAACUAUCUUCACAAAAAAGCCCCGAAAGUCAGUCUAACAAUGGGAAAUGGUCUUGUGUGGUAGAUGAACUGAAAAAAAAACAAUAAUAUAAAAAAAUAAUACCAGUGACAGGUCUCCUUAGACACUGCAUCAGAAUGAUUACGAAUUUUCUAGUCUGUAACCCUAUUUUUAUGUUGCUUUUAUUUCUGUGAAUAUCUGGAAGGCACAUGCUUCUAUCUUUGAUCUCCUUUGGUGCGCUUGGUUUUUGGUCAGUUUCUAAUAUUAUGCACUAUGACACUUUUAAAAAUAAAAAACGUCCCACACUCCA